AUGGCUGAGGAUAUUGCUGAGAUUUUGCAAAGCUUCACAUUAUCGAGCAAGGAGUUGCAGAUAACAGAUGUGGGGAGAGAGGAGCUGUCCUCAGGUUUAAAGGAAUGCCAAAGCAGCUUGAUAGGGAAGAUUGUGGGUGAGAAGGUAGCUAACUAUACGGGAGUUAAGAAUUUUGUUACCACAGCUUGGGGGUACCCAAAGGAUUUGACUGUGGUGGAGCUCGGGCCGAACCUGUUCCAAUUCAUUCUGUCUAAGGAAAAUGAUAGGGAUAGAAUAGCUAAGGGAGGUCCUUGGAUUUUGGAUAAUCAAUUAAUGGUGAUCAACAGGUGGUACGAAGGAAUAGAGGAUGAUGAAAAAGCCUUUAAACUUGCUCCACUCUGGGUGCAAGUCUGGAACCUCCCAGUUCACUGGAUUUCAAAGGACGUUGGCAAAAAGAUAGGAUCCGUUUUUAAUCAAGUUAGGGAUGUCAUUAUACCACAAAUAGGGGGAAAAGAAGGAAGGCACCUGAAGAUACCUGUUCUGGUGGAUAUUGAACAACCUCUUCUGAGAGGGACAAUAAUUAAGGUGGCAGGAGGAGUUAAAUGGGUACACUUUAAGUAUGAGAGAUGUCCGGAUUUUUGCUAUAGCUGUGGGAGAAUAGGACACAGCGAGAGAUCAUGUGGAACGUCUUUGAGUGGGAAUGAAGGGAAAAAAGAUAACCAAUAUGGAAAUUGGAUGAGGGCAGGGAAUGCAAAUGGGAAGAUGUCUCCCCAGAAAAAACAAACAGGAGUAAUUUUUAACCCCCAAAGACGUCACUGGAGUUACCAGAAUGGGGAUUGGGUAGAGAAGGAGAGGGGGGAGACUGCGGGCAGUGAUGUUUCCGGAGGUUUGGAUGAGACACCAAUUGCAGUAAUGUAG
Messenger RNA from Coffea eugenioides, 897 nucleotides. RefSeq lists its product as uncharacterized. The transcript has a single exon. Gene Ontology annotation, molecular function: zinc ion binding; nucleic acid binding. The record is from RefSeq and is a predicted model, not a curated record. Bases 1 to 897 code for a protein of 298 amino acids. NCBI's taxonomy places the organism in Eukaryota, Viridiplantae, Streptophyta, Magnoliopsida, Gentianales, Rubiaceae.